CAUCAGCUAACAUGUUUAGUGCUGUGUGAAAGACAACCCGAUCAAGCAGAAACCUCCUGAGCAAUGGAUCUAAAACAUCUUCUCUCACUCAAAAUAGUUUUCUUUCUGCAGGCAGUGCUCAUCAACACUUCUGCUCAGAUUUGUUCAGCCCCACCCCCAGUGGAAUUUAAGGAGAACAACACUAUUGGUGAAACAGUUACCACAAUAAGCAUUCAGGAAGGAGUCAGCCUUAAUAUUACAGAAAAUCCCCACAAUGCUUUCGGAAUAAAUGGCAAUUUGCUCGUAGCAAUCAUAGUACUGGACUCUGAGAUUCUGCAAGAUGAAGGCAUGGCCAUUAAAAUAACCUGUAUGAAGAAUGGGACAGAUCCGCAAACAAUAAACGCAAUUGUGUUUGUGGUAGACGUCAACGAUAACCCUCCAGUUUUUGCACAAAACUUGUACACUCUGAAAGUUGAUGAGCUUUCUAAAAUUGGUACACCAGUGGGCACAAUUGCUGCUACAGACCUUGAUGACCAGACCAGACUGUACUACCGUCUGGAAUCUCCAAUGGGAGAAUUUGGACUGCAGACAAAUUCUAAUCCAGAAAUUCUGGUGAAGAAGGUUCUGGAUUAUGAUACUGUUAAAGAAGUUACUCUGAACCUCAUUGCUCAGGACACGCCCUUAUCUUCAACAGAAACAAUAUCUCAUACCGCCAAAACCACCGUCAUCGUCAUUAUCGUAGACAUCAAUAAUCGAUCACCAUGGUUUCAGCCUUGCACAGAGUUCGAUAAUGGAGCAACCAGCAGAAUCUGCCUCAGCUCUGGAUACACAGGGAAUGUCAAAUUAAAUGAACAAACGGCAGGUGCGUUGACCUUGAAGCCUGGUCCAGUGUAUGCCAUUGAUGGUGACAAAGAAAUGAAUGAACCAAUCGGAUACACAAUUAUUGAAGGAAAUAUAAAUGAGUCAUUCAUUAUUAAUCAACAAAGUGGAAAUAUUACAAUGCAGAAGCCAGUAAGCAUAGCAGGAAACAUCAAACUGACAGUCAUGGCAUACGAGUUGGAGAACCGUGACCAGUUUGCAACCACAACUGUUACACUACAAGUUGUAACAAGUAGCAAGCACCCACCACAGUUUGUCAAACCCAAAUAUGAGGGUUUCAUCUCAGAGGAUGUAGGUGUCGGCAGCCUAGUACUGGAAAGCAUGUCCACAAACAUUCCACUACAGGUUCAAGCCACAGAUGCAGACUUCUCUAACGGAGUAAAUCCUGAUAUUAUAUUUGAGGUUCCUGCAGACAGCGACUUUCUCAUCACUCCAGAAGGCUUUAUAAUCAUGAGAAGAGUAGCUUCUCCUGGCAAUGUGAAUUUGCAAAUAAGUGUAGUUGAUGUUACAAAUGGUGAAUCCAGCACAGCAUCUCUCUCUGUAGAAGUCACAACAGGAGUUACUACUACGGACAUGCCCACCACAACCAAUAGCCCUACUUCCACAGCCAUGAAUACAACCAUGGCUACAAGUACUUCCAAAACCACUGACAUGGCUAUAGAUAUUACCACAGACAUAGUUACACAGUUAACCUCCAGUCCUUACACAGAAGGGGUGCCAUUACCAUCAGGAGACUUCAGGACAGAGGACAUGAUAGCUCUGGGGGUGAGUCUGGCUGUAGCGCUACUGCUCUGCUUUGUGGUUAUUGGUUUUCUGGCCUACACUCUAAGACGCUUCAAGUCAGACUGGAAGAAGUUAUCUGAAGCCAGCAUUUUCCAGAGCUCGCUGAGCAGAGGUCCUAAAGAUGGAGUGCAGUACACCAAUGAGGACUUUCAGGGUGAUGAAGACAUAGACAGUGUGACUUCGAAAGAGGCAGCAGAGUUGCCAUUGCCACGAGGCCCGGAGCUGAGACGCAGCAUUCCGGAGAUGCAGCACAGUGUUCCUCCAUUGGAGACGCAGCACAGUGUUCCAAACAAGAGCAGCGAUGACAGCUCCACUCUUCCUACAGUCUCCAGCAGCCAAAAUGCCUUAGACAACACAGAUGAUGAGAAAGAGGUGAAACCCAUUCUCACCAAGGAGCGGCGCAUGGAAGAAGGCUACAAAGCUGUGUGGUUUAAGGAAGACGUCAACCCUAAUGACAAGGAGGAAGUGGUAAUUUCUGAGAGAGACCAGGACUUUAACCAUGAGGAGGAUGAUUCUGAUUAUGAUUUUGAUGAGGAGAAUGUUGAUGAUGAUGAUGAUGAUGAUGAUGAAUAUAAUGCAUAAAUUAUAGCAGGAUAUUAGUGUUGCUGUUUAAAAAUAUUGACUAUUUUCAUAUAUUUUGAAUUUAUUAGUACAUAUUGUUAAUCUUUGCCUUAGCCUUUCCAUUUAAAUUACAUAAUCAUUCUGCAUCAUGCAAUAUGUACUUUUUGCAAAAAUAACUAACAAAAUAAUAAGAGUUUGAGAUAGAGACAGUGAUUUAAGAUAUUUAUGUCAUCAAACAGAAGGACAUAAAUGGAUAAUAAAUGUGAAGGUUAAGACUUACUGAAUCUGUACUGAAUGUAUAAUUGUGUUUCAGUGUUUAUAUGAUAAGAUACACUGAUGUUAAGAGUGCCCAGAAAUUGAGUGCCCUUGGGUUAUAUGGGUUAUAAUAAAUGACUUAUCUAAUUGAAAAUGACCUUUAAUCAUUUAGCAUGAGAAGCUUUAUGGGUUUUUAUUCCUUAUUGGUUUUAAUCCACACUGAUGAGGUUACUUAAAGUCGACAUGUUCAUAUACAUGAACUAUGUAAAAAUAAUUGCCAUUAAAUCAGCUAUUGAUUAGGAGAAGAAACAGUCUUUUUUUCUCCUCCGACACAGCAGACCAGCACAGUUGUAGCUGACACAUUCACACUUUCUUUUUUAAGCUAAUUAGAAAACAACAGACUGCCUGAGAAUGCUCCGGGUGUUGCGUGUCAUAAUAAUGAGGCAAAUGAUGAGGGAAAAUUGAAUCAAUUACAUUUACAAACAGCGGUUAAUGAAAAAGAAAUCGUUCAUUAGCCUGAACAUCACAAAUCUAACACUUUAUUGUUUGAAUGUUUGUCUAUGAGCCCGAAUAAAUUAUAUAUAAUCUGAUUUUACUGGUUUUGCUUUAAAAGAAAUCUGU
This is a messenger RNA of Tachysurus fulvidraco (yellow catfish), 3078 nucleotides long. It is a transcript of the gene cyp19a1b, whose product is annotated as brain aromatase. The record is from RefSeq and is a predicted model, not a curated record. The transcript is spliced from 15 exons. Gene Ontology annotation, cellular component: adherens junction; catenin complex; plasma membrane. Bases 64 to 2223 code for a protein of 719 amino acids. Gene Ontology annotation, biological process: calcium-dependent cell-cell adhesion; multicellular organism development; cell morphogenesis. Gene Ontology annotation, molecular function: oxidoreductase activity, acting on paired donors, with incorporation or reduction of molecular oxygen; cadherin binding; heme binding. Lineage: Eukaryota; Metazoa; Chordata; Actinopteri; Siluriformes; Bagridae.